Mesocestoides corti is the source of this 2778-nucleotide messenger RNA. Lineage: Eukaryota; Metazoa; Platyhelminthes; Cestoda; Cyclophyllidea; Mesocestoididae. The record is from the annotation of a GenBank genome assembly.
AUGGAGGACGUUAGGGUUUUCAAUGCUGAGUUGAAAACUCUUCUGGCAAGCCGAUUGCCUGUUUCUAAAACUAAGAUGGAAUCUAUUACUCGUGCUGCAAUGCGCGCCAUGAAAUAUUACAAACAUGUUGUGAAGUUAGUCGAGCAAUUUAUUCUUAAAUGCUCGGCGGACUUUAAACUUCCAGGACUCUACAUUGUUGAUGCUAUUGUGCGUCAAUCAAAGCUUCACAAUAAUGAAAAGGACUUUUAUGGUCCUCGGUUUUUGCGAAACAUUGCAAGCAUUUUUUCAUCACUGUCGCAAUGCUCACCUGAUGACAAGCCGCUGAUAUCUCGUGUGUUGCAGCUAUGGAGGAAAGUCAAUGUCUUUCCUGAAGGUCUUAUUAAUGUAUUGCAAAAUUUGGUUGACAACCCGGAAAACCCUGAACUUCUUGCAUUGGCUCGUAAACUCACGGCAUCAUCGCUCGCCGAACUCGAAGCGCGUAGAGUCAAGCGAUUGAAUUUACCUCAAGACAGUGAGGAGUAUUUGCAGAAGGCUAUUCAGUGGGUUCAGCGGAAGAUUCAAGAGCAGCUUGAUCUCUUGGGUCAAGGUCAGAUGAUCAGCCAAGAAGUCGUCAGCCAGCUCGAAUUGAUGAUUUCUCAACUAGAGAACCACCCGUCAAUGGACAGAACCUUCUUUCUGCAAUUGAAGGCGAUUGUUGAAACUCUUGCAGAGAACAGAGCCAUCCAAGAACAGUUGAACGAGUGCCAUGUCAAUAAUGCAUGCUCCACGGGGGGUGAAUCUUUACAUCAGCGCACCCUUCGCAACAACAGUAAUCCCAUUCACGGCGACAGAGAUCUACUGCCUGUUUCUCGCCAGCAGAGCCAGUCAUCGUCAAUCCCCGCUAUCGCGAUGACAGGCAACCGCAAGACAAUGACGACUCAGCGUUCCACAGCCACUGGUCCCGGUGACUUUGUGCAUUCCGACGGGAGCUCCUUUGACGAUCGUCUGGGCGGCGUCGCCUCCAAUUCCAUUGCGUCGAACAACAACCAUCGUCCUGCACCCACAACGACUGGCGACGGCAGCAACCUGCGCAGGCGCCACACUCACCGUCACCAGCAUCACCUUUCGCCAACCUCCUUGCUUUACGACACCAACGCCUCUCCCGUUCGAAAACGCACCAAGCACGAUCGCGUAUCAUCUAUAUCAUCCUCUAACUCACCGUCAUCCUCCCCGGGCAAGUCGCCGGAGUCUUCGGCUCCAGUGGCUCCCGUGCAGCGAGCCCCAAGUCCAGCGUCGAACCACGCAACCGCCGCCCUCUACGUCAUUGGCGGUGCAGACGAGGAUGAGACGGCGAGUCAGGUUGAGCGCCGACGCCGUCGCGAGGCCCUGCCCCCGCUGCGCCCCAAUUGCGUCUCCCUCGUCUCGCGCACAAUUUUCGUCGGCCAUCUGCACAAGCAGCUCGCCGAGACGCGACUGCAGGCGGUGUGCGAGGCUGCGGCCCGCGCCCACAUCCUCGAGUGCAAUCUCAUUCCCCCGCGUGGGUGCGCUUUCGUGACCUUUGAGAGUCGCGCGGCCGCUGCCCGUGCGCGUCGAAGUCUCGAUCGGUCGAUGUUGGACCAGCGUGAGAUUAAGACCGCCUGGGCUGCUAACCUCGGCGUGAGUCGGAACCAGCAACUUUGUCAGGAUGCCUGGGACGAGCGCGAGGGUUGCACGUACCUACUUCUGACGGAGGUUGAAAACAUGACCCCCGCAGCCUUCCAAUCGUUGCUCGAGGGUCAUGCUCUCAUCGACGCGGACUCGAUGCCUGCGGAGUUACGGCAGAAAUUGCUUUCACAACCCACACCACCGAAGGAACCCUCUGUCCCCGCCCCCUCCACUUCCACUAAAACUCUUCUUGUCCCUCCUCUUAUGUCAAUUUCAACGUCUGCAGCACCCCCUCCGCCGCCGCCACCACCACCGCCUCCACCUCCCCCUCCUCCGCCUCCUCCUCCGCCCCCACCACCUCCUUCCUCACCCCCCGCGGUUAUCGUUUGCCCGCCUCUUCCCACUGCCACCACUCUUGGUGUGGGUUUGCUUCCAGUUCCGGUUGCCACGGCGUCCUCAGUUUCGGCGCCCUCUUCCUCCUCUGCUCCAGCCCCCCCGCCAAGGCCACCACUUCUUUCUUUUCUCUCUGCAAUGCCUUCAUCACCAGCAGUUCCACAGAGUGCUCUCGCCAGUACAGCAUAUCCGCACACACCGGUUGCACCGCACUCAGCGUCCUACCCACUUCUGCCUCCUCCGACGGAGCCAAACCCGUCUGGGACACCUGUUCGUCAGUUAUUCGGACCACAGCCUCCUGUUCUCUACACCAGGUCAUCGACCGACUCUAGCCCCGGAUUUUUCCUUCAUCAGGAGCAGCAACAACAGCAGCCACCACCACCGGCGCCGCCAUCACAGCAACCAGGUGCUUGGAUUGCUGGCUCUACCAAUCCUCCACCACCUCCUCCAGGCGUCCACUUACCAACGCCCCCACCCAUGCGUGGAGUUCAAUCCCCGUCAAUGAACCGCUGGCCCCUGUCCCGCCCGCCCAUUCUGGCAGGCGUUCGACCGCCAUGGACAACAGGUGGUGGCAGCGGUGGCGGUCAAAUGCUGAAUGGCUCUACGCCCCAGGCACCACUGCACGUGGUCCACCGACAUCCCCCUCCCCCCUACGCCAUGACUCCCACUCCCCCUCCCACCAGGAACUACGCUCCGCCACGGUUUCCGCCCUACCGUCCGCCGCCAUUUGCCCUCCCACCACUCGCCCGACCGCCUCGAUAG